AGGGGCGGCCCGUUGGCCCGCGGCGGCCGGCUCUCGGCGCCUCCCGGGGCGGCGGUGCCCGUGCCUCCUGCACCCGGCGCGGGGUAGCGGCGGGAAGAAGAUGGAGACUCACAUCUCGUGCCUGUUCCCCGAGCUGCUGGCCAUGAUCUUCGGCUACCUGGACGUCCGAGACAAGGGUCGCGCGGCGCAGGUGUGCACGGCCUGGCGGGACGCCGCCUACCAUAAGUCGGUGUGGCGGGGCGUGGAGGCCAAGCUGCACCUGCGCCGGGCGAACCCGUCGCUGUUCCCUAGCCUGCAGGCCCGGGGCAUCCGCCGCGUGCAGAUCCUCAGCCUCCGCCGCAGCCUCAGCUACGUGAUCCAGGGCAUGGCGAACAUCGAGAGCCUCAACCUCAGUGGCUGCUACAACCUCACCGACAACGGCCUGGGCCACGCGUUCGUGCAGGAGAUCGGCUCGCUGCGCGCUCUCAACUUGAGCCUCUGCAAGCAGAUCACCGACAGCAGCCUGGGCCGAAUAGCCCAGUACCUCAAGGGUCUGGAGGUGUUGGAGCUGGGGGGCUGCAGCAACAUCACCAACACCGGCCUUCUGCUCAUCGCCUGGGGGCUGCAGCGCCUCAAGAGCCUUAACCUCCGCAGCUGCCGCCACCUCUCGGACGUGGGCAUCGGGCACCUGGCCGGCAUGACGCGCAGUGCUGCGGAGGGCUGCCUGGGCCUGGAGCAGCUCACUCUGCAGGACUGCCAGAAACUCACGGAUCUUUCACUGAAGCACAUCUCGCGAGGGCUGACGGGCCUCAGGCUCCUCAACCUCAGCUUCUGCGGCGGCAUCUCGGACGCGGGCCUUCUGCACCUGUCGCACAUGGGCAGCCUGCGCAGCCUUAACCUGCGCUCCUGCGACAACAUCAGCGAUACCGGCAUCAUGCAUUUGGCCAUGGGCAGCCUGCGCCUUUCCGGUCUGGAUGUGUCGUUCUGUGACAAGGUGGGAGACCAGAGUCUGGCUUACAUAGCCCAGGGACUGGACGGCCUCAAGUCUCUCUCCCUUUGCUCUUGCCAUAUCAGUGACGAUGGCAUCAACCGCAUGGUGCGGCAGAUGCAUGGGCUGCGCACGCUCAACAUUGGACAGUGUGUGCGCAUCACGGACAAGGGACUGGAGCUGAUUGCUGAGCACCUGAGCCAGCUCACGGGCAUAGACCUGUACGGCUGCACCAGGAUCACCAAGCGCGGCCUGGAGCGCAUCACGCAGCUGCCCUGCCUCAAGGUACUUAACCUGGGACUCUGGCAGAUGACGGACAGUGAGAAGGUCAGGUGAGGGCGGCAGUUCCAGUUCCCCCGCCCCGCCCUGUUCAUCCCAGGACCACCACUGUUCCCUCACACUCACGCGCGCACUUAAACGUUCAUGGCAGUGGCCGCGAUGGGGCGAUGACACGAAGCCUGGGCUCUUUUUCUCCUUGUCCGGCGCCCCUCCCCACUGCGUCUGGUGUUGGGCUCCCUCUACCUACUUUCCUCUCCUUUCCCAGUGGGUGGAGAGAUGGACGCUGCUGCUUCUCUGCCUACUCCUCUGCAGGGUUAUGGAGACUGAUUCAGCCACCGCCAACUGUAUCCUGGGGGCACUGCAUUUGGAAAUGGGAUGGGGGCGGGGAGGGGCUAGUCGUUUCAACCCCAAGGAGUUGAGGAAAGAUGUCUGCCUUCACUUACACUUUCAUUUGGAUACUGUGAUCUGGUUUUUAUUUCGAAAUGUGUAGAAAGCAAGUCCGACUUCAACAGCCUUCUCAUCCACUUUGUAACCAGUCUCGUCUCAUCACUGCUCCUUUGGUACUCUGCAACUCACUUUGGUUUUUUUUUUUUUUUUUUUUUUU
This is a messenger RNA of Acomys russatus (golden spiny mouse), 1850 nucleotides long. It is a transcript of the gene Fbxl14, whose product is annotated as F-box and leucine rich repeat protein 14. Gene Ontology annotation, biological process: SCF-dependent proteasomal ubiquitin-dependent protein catabolic process. Bases 101 to 1303 code for a protein of 400 amino acids. Gene Ontology annotation, cellular component: SCF ubiquitin ligase complex. Gene Ontology annotation, molecular function: protein binding. The transcript has a single exon. Lineage: Eukaryota; Metazoa; Chordata; Mammalia; Rodentia; Muridae. The record is from RefSeq and is a predicted model, not a curated record.